AUGAAUAGUAUAAGCCAAUUACCAGAUGAUAUAAUAUGUAAGAUACUUUCUCUUCUAUCCCUAAAGGAAGCUGUUCAGACGAGCGUUUUAUCAACUAGAUGGAGGCAUCUCUCGCUUUGGCUACCUAGUUUGGAUUUGAACACCCGAGAUUUCUCAGAUUUCAACACCUUUAAGAGUUUUGGUGACAGGUUUUUCGAUUCUGCUAGGGUUUCCUGCGUACACGAACUCAAGUUAUCUCUUGGAAGAGUUGCAAGAAACGUGGACGAUGAAUCUUGUUUCACGUCAUGGAUUAAUGCUGCGAUCAAACGUAAGAUCCAAUAUCUUCAUUUCACCGGAGAGUUUAACCUCCCAUGGUUGUUGUUUAGCUGUGAGACAUUGGUAAGCUUAAGUCUCUUUGAUGUCACCUUGGAUGAUGCGGUGUCUGUUGUCUUACCUUGUCUGAAGACUAUGCAUCUGGAUGAGAUUGUAUACCGCAGUGAAGCCACUUUAGAGACACUUAUCUCAUCAUGCCCUGUCCUUGAGAACUUAGAGAUUGUCUUAUCUGAUGCUGAUUCAGGAUUGUUUCGGGUGCAAUCUCGGUCCCUGAAGAGCUUCACCAUUUUCAGAGAUAAGUUUAUUGUUUUAGCAGCUAGUCCAGGAGUUGUUAUCGAUGCUCCUUUACUAUGCUAUUUAAGCAUCUCUGAUGUCGUAUCAGAAAGCUUUACAGUAAACAAUUUGGAGUCCAGUUGUAAUUUAGAUAUUCUUCUCUACUUUGGUUUAUAUGCAUAUGCCCUCGAAAUAAGAGGAGUUUCGUCGAGGAAGAGUGAAAUCCGCAAGUUUCUUCUCGGGAUUUCGAGGGCCGGGACUAUGAAGAUAUGUGUACACACUUGCAAGAUCAUCUGUCGAUACUCAGAACUAGAACCGCUGCCUCAGUUUUGUUUCAUGUCACGCUUGUGCGUUCCUCUCUGGUCAGCCAAUCUGAGAUGGUUGGAACAGGAAAGGCUUCAUGAGCUACUUUACGAGGAGAUGGAUGAAAUCAGUUUUUCAUCUGUGCCAGAGUGUUUGGUAUCGUCUCUCGAGUUUGUUGAUUUCGACUUCUCUUUAUGGGGAUACUGUGUAGAAAUGGAGCUGGUAAAGUAUUUCCUAAAGAAUUCGGCUGUCCUCAAGAAACUCACUCUACGUUUGGGUUCUCAUUCAACAAGAGAUGAAACCUUGAAGGAACUCUUGGAAAUCCCAAGAGCCUCUACCAGCUGUGAAGUCGACGUCCUCUGA
Messenger RNA from Microthlaspi erraticum, 1251 nucleotides. Lineage: Eukaryota; Viridiplantae; Streptophyta; Magnoliopsida; Brassicales; Brassicaceae. The record is from the annotation of a GenBank genome assembly.